AUGCCCUUCGGCCACCUGAAGUUCAAGGAGCUGGGUGAAGAGGAGCCCACCUGGGAGGAGGAGAGCCUGGACAGCGUGAAGGCGCUGACGGCCAAACUGAAGCUGCAGACGCGGAGACCCUCCUACCUGGAGUGGGAAGCCCGGGUACGGGGGCAGCCCUGGCGUAGCCGGACCCCCGGGGGGGCGCGGAGGGCAGAGCAGGGCUCCGGGCACCCUGACGAUGAGCAGGACGGCGGCAUCUGUGGCUUUGCCACCGUGGAAUCGGCUCUGGAGUGGGUCAGGACAGAGCUGCGGGAGAUGCAGGCUGCAGACCAGCGCCUGGCGCAGCAGCUGAUGCGCCUGCGGGCGCAGCUGCACCAGCUGAAGGUGGAGCAGGCCUGCCACCAGCACAAGGAGAUGCUGGACGACGCUACCUUCGGCCUCGAGGGCUGCGAGGAAGACUCGGACCUGCUCUGCAACAUCCCGCCCAAGGCUGCCUUCCUGCUCUCCAUGCCGCUCAAGCACAUCGGCGUCACCCGCAUGAACAUCAACUCCCGACGGUUCUCCCUCUGCUGAACGUGGCGGGACC
Molecule: messenger RNA, 568 nt
Organism: Aptenodytes forsteri (emperor penguin)
Lineage: Eukaryota; Metazoa; Chordata; Aves; Sphenisciformes; Spheniscidae
Gene: FAM167B
Product: family with sequence similarity 167 member B
Exons: 2
Coding region: 1-555 (184 amino acids)
Source: RefSeq, a predicted model, not a curated record